Messenger RNA from Suillus plorans, 1763 nucleotides. RefSeq lists its product as uncharacterized. The coding region runs from base 484 to 1479 and encodes 331 amino acids. The record is from RefSeq and is a predicted model, not a curated record. NCBI's taxonomy places the organism in Eukaryota, Fungi, Basidiomycota, Agaricomycetes, Boletales, Suillaceae. The transcript has 9 exons.
GAAGACUCGAUACAUUUUCGGAAUUACAAACCUAGCUUACUCAUCAGUGAAGGACAUAUAAUAGCUACUUGUAAAGUUCCUUUAUCGCAACAGUCGUGUAGCAUAAUUGAUUGUCACAGUGUAGACAACCUCGCCGUAUCAGACUUGCUUCUGAGCGGCUCGCGCAGACCUGAAACAUCACCCCACACCAGUCCAGGAGAGAUGCGCUCUGCGGCCGCAGCCGAAAUUGUCUAGCCUCAAGUAGACCAAAUAAGUAGAAGGAAGUCACUCUUUCGUUAUCAAUUCGUUACUAAAAUCCCUUCAAGAUCAGCCUAUCUGUGAAUUCGAAGGCCAUCAUCAUUGGCAAGGCGUUGCAAGCUACCGGAUCUAUCAACAAGCACCGCCUGAUGGAUCAGUGAUCUCAUAUGAUAACAGAAUGAUUCAUUUCUAUAUAACGAAACUGAUGAAGAUGUACACACCGCUGCGCAUCUCCCAGUUUUCGCCAUGACUUCAAGUGGUAUCCCAUUCGAUGCCGGCGCUUUAAUGGCAACAGUGCUGGAAGGUAUUUUAUACGGCUUUUCAGUGCUCAUGUUUAUGGGCACCAUAUGGUCUUUGACCUACAAACAGCAUGUGCGAGACAUCAAUCGCCCAAUCGCCAUAGUGGCUAUCCUGCUGUUUUUAUUGAGUACUGCGCACAUUGUCGUGAGCAUCAUUCGUGUGGAAGAUGGACUGGUAAAGUAUCGCGACACGUACCCAGGAGGACCAGCAGCAUUCUUCGCAGACGUUGCACAAGAAACGUAUGUGAUCAAGCAUGCGUUAUACGUCCUGCACACUCUACUUGCUGAUGGGAUGGUGGUUUAUCGCUGCUAUGUUGUUUGGCAAUCUAUCCGGGUUAUCAUCCUACCAGGCCUGUUGUGGUGUAGCGUCGCAGUCACUGGCACCAUUGCAGUCUACAGUGUUUCGCAAUCCGAGUCCACUACUAGCGUUUUCUCCAAAAACCUUGCGACGUAUAUCAUGGCAUAUUUUGUCUCAACUAUGGCAGCUAAUGUGUCGGGUUCAGGAUUAAUGGCAUACCGAAUAUGGGUGAUUGAACGCAAUAUCACUACCACUCGCGCCAGUACGAGAGGCACUUUGAUGCCAAUAGUACGCGUGCUCGUGGAUGCCGCCAUUUUGUACUCUGUGACACUUCUCACCGCACUAAUCUGUUUCCUCUGCUCAAACAAUGGAGAGUUUGUUAUGGUGGACCUGCUAAUGCCGAUCAUAUCGAUUACAUUCUACAUGGUGCUUAUUCGCAUCGCCAUGAAUAAACAUCGCGGUUACCUCUCAACCUCAACUGGAAGGACAACCGUCAGAACGGCACAAAGCAAUUCGCAGGAAUAUCCUAUGACACCCCUGGAGACCCAUAUAUCCAAAUUCACGCGCAGUGGCAGUACUUCAGCGGACGGGAUGGGGAGUGAGCACAAGUCAGGACAGUCGCCUACUUGGAUAUUGGCGGAGUAGAGGUUAACAUCAGAGCCGAAUGUGAAUUGAAGCUUCUCCAAAUUCUGAUCAUAAAGACUCAAGGAUGGAGAAUCGGCCGUCUCUUUGGACAUGUAUAAUAAUUUUAGCUCUGUAACACCCGAUUUUCCGGUUGAUAAACAUGUUAUCCGUCGUGCCAACUAAACUAUCCCAUGUGCGAUGGACAGGGCUGUGAUGCCAGCAUGUUUUCCACUUGCUCUAAACUCUCGGAUCUGUACUUGAUUGUUCUCAUUUCAUUGACCACAAUAUAGUGUGCCAUUGUGGAG